Dendronephthya gigantea is the source of this 1263-nucleotide messenger RNA. RefSeq names its product neuronal acetylcholine receptor subunit alpha-5-like. The record is from RefSeq and is a predicted model, not a curated record. Gene Ontology annotation, cellular component: neuron projection; membrane; synapse. Lineage: Eukaryota; Metazoa; Cnidaria; Anthozoa; Malacalcyonacea; Nephtheidae. The transcript is spliced from 5 exons. The coding region runs from base 73 to 1263 and encodes 396 amino acids. Gene Ontology annotation, biological process: regulation of membrane potential; nervous system process; monoatomic ion transmembrane transport. Gene Ontology annotation, molecular function: extracellular ligand-gated monoatomic ion channel activity; neurotransmitter receptor activity; transmembrane signaling receptor activity.
CUAAAGAUCAACUUGCAUGGUGGAAAUCCAUCACAAUUCUUCAACUUUUAUUUUUUGAAAGCGCAGUAAACAAUGUCGCCCUACAACUUUGGUCGAGUGUUAUUUCUACGUGUCUACGUUCUGUGUUUUUUCCUGUCUUUCAGACAAGUUUCGGGAUCAAAUGACACAGUCGGAAAUCAUUUUGAAGAACAUCAACGACUAUUGGAAUUGCUCAUGAAUAAUUCAAAUGUCAACCGGCAAAUUCUCCCUGCUUCUCAUAUUAAUAAGCCUGUGAAUGUUGAAAUGGGAAUUAAAUUGCGUCAAAUAGCAAAUUUGGACGAGAAGAAUCAAGUAAUACGGCUGAUCCUCUGGCUCACCUUUCAAUGGCUUAAUCCACACUUAAAGUGGAAUCCUGCAGAGUAUGGCGGAAUCAACAGUGUUCAUGUUGACCAUGAUCUUUUUUGGUUCCCUGACGUCGCAGUGUUUAAUGAGGCAGGUUUUGAAAGUGAAAUUGUAAUUCUUCACCAUCGUUUACGGACAAAAAUGGUCAUCACUAAAGAUGGAUAUUGUACGUGGCAGGCUCCAGUAACAUUAAACAGUUAUUGCACUUUAGAUCUCACAGACUUUCCUUUUGACGAACAGAAAUGUCCCAUUCAAAUUGGUUCGUGGACGCAUCCGGGAGAAAAAAUCAACAUGACAUACUCCGACCGAAAUGCAGAUUUGAGCCAUUAUAUCACAAGCGGGGAAUGGAUUCUACAAAGUGCUACCUUGAGUCAAGAUUUCGGAUACUAUAAACCUGAAAUUUCACCUCAUCCUUAUAUUACCCUGUCUUUGAAGAUUCAACGUCGUCCAGAUUACUACAAAAAUCAAAUGAUAAUUCCUUUGAUUUUGGUUACAAGUUUAGCUAUUUAUAGUUUUAUUUUACCCUUGAAUAUUGAAGCCCAGAUAAGUAUUGUACUCACAAUUGUAGUUUCUGUUUCUGUACACAAUGUAAUCAUAUCGUCUGAGUUACCAAAAACUGCAGAUCCUAUUCCUGCUCUUCUAAAAUUUUCCGUUGAUAUGCUUAUGUUAAUCGUACUUAGUUCUUUUCACAUAUUUAUAACCUCACUAUGCGUGAAAAAGAUCUCUAGUUUUUCGAAUUGGUGGUUUAAUGUAAAGUCUGAAGAUAAUUCGGAAAGUGCACACCCAACAGCAGCAACAUGUGUUCGUAUAUCUUCCCUCAUUAUAUUUUUGUUUACUUUCAUGAUUUUAAUUUUUUUGUUUCGUAGAAAAGAAAAGAUUUGA